AUGGCGCCCAGAAUUCUGUUAUGCGGUGAUCCUCUCGGACGUCUCAAUCAGCUCUUCAAGCGUGUCCAAUCGGUCAGCAAAUCGGCGGGUCCAUUUGACGCACUUCUUUGCGUCGGACAGUUUUUUCCCGAUUCACCGGAUCUUCUAGACGAGUUUUUGGAUUACGUCGAAGGCCGAGCUCAGGUUCCGAUUCCUACUUACUUCACCGGCGACUAUGGCAUCACCGCCCCCAAAAUCCUAUCGGCGACCUCGAAGAAAGCAGAAAAUCAAGGGUUUAAGAUGGACGGACUCGAGGUUUCCCCCAAUUUGUUCUGGCUAAGAGGAAGUGGGAAGUUCACUCUUCAUGGUCUGUCUAUUACUUACUUAUCUGGGAGGCAAUCAUCUGAUAGCCAAUUUGGGAAAUACAGUGAAGAUGAUGUUGAUGCUCUUCGUGCACUUGCUGAAGAACCUGGAGUGGUUGAUUUGUUCUUAACAUAUCCUUUUUUGUAUACUAAUGAAUGGCCUGCUGGAGUAACGAAGAGAGCUGUGGAUUCUGAUGUUCCUGCAGACGUUUCUGAUUCCUCUUGUUGUGAUCUCACUGUUUCUGAAUUGGUGAAGGAAGUUAAACCUCGCUAUCACAUUGCAGGUUCUAUGGGGGUGUUUUAUGCUCGUGAACCUUACCUUAACGUUGAUUCUAGUCAUGUAACUCGCUUUCUUGGUCUUGCACAAGUUGGAAACAAAAACAAACAGAAGUUUCUUCAUGCACUUUCUCCUACACCAUCGUCUACGAUGUCACCAUCAGAGCUUAAUGCAAAGCCUCCAAAGACUACACUAUGUCCUUAUACGUUACAAGAGGGAGCUACUGAAUCGAAGAAGAGGUCAAACGAAGAUGACUCUGAUUCACAAUAUUGGAGGUAUGAUGUCUCAAAGCGACAGAAGAAUGGACCAGAUGGGGAGAAGCUCUGUUUCAAAUUUGUAUGCUCAGGGUCCUGUCCUCGAGGGGAAAGUUGCCACUUCCAGCACAACGCUGAGGCAAGAGAACAGUGUCGUAGAGGUGUUUGCCUUGAUCUUAUCAUCAAAGGUAAGUGUGAAAAAGGCCCAGAGUGCAGCUACAAGCACGAGUUUCAAGAUGAAAGUGUACAAAGAAAGCCCAGAUCUGAUAAUGCUAACAGGUCUAGAGAAUGCUGGUUUUGUCUAUCAAGCCCGAGUGUGGAGUCACAUCUGAUCGUCAGUGUAGGGGAGAGUUUUUAUUGUGCUCUACCUAAAGGCUCACUAGUCGAAGACCACAUAUUGAUAAUCCCAAUCGAACAUUUGCCAAAUACCCUUGUUUUAUCUCCUGAGGGUGAAUCCGAGCUUAGUAGAUACCAAAAUGGUCUGAGGAAUUGUUAUAAGAGCCAAGGAAAUGAUGCAGUUUUCUUUGAACUGGUCUCUAAACGUGUUUCUCAUGCUAACCUCCAGGCUGUUCCUGUUCCAGCAUCCAGAGCUCGUCUUCUUCCUAAUAUAUUUAGUCUUGCGGCUGAAAAACUGGGCUUCAAGCUUGUGACGAAAAAGUUUAAUGAUAGUUCCGAAGGCAGAAAAUAUCUGCAGAAGGAAUACAAUGAAGCUUUGGGUCUCUUCUAUGUGGUACUUCCUGAUGGAACUGUGUUAACACACACCUUGGAAGAGAAUGAAGUAUUCCCUGCACAAUUUGGACGCGAGGUUCUUGCAGGGUUGCUAAAGAUCCCAGAUAGAGCCGACUGGAGAAACUGUAAGAUUAGCCAAGAAGAGGAGGCAAAGCUUGUUGAAGAUUUCAAGAAACAAUUCCAAGAAUUUGACCCUUGCCAAUAG
Microthlaspi erraticum is the source of this 1806-nucleotide messenger RNA. Lineage: Eukaryota; Viridiplantae; Streptophyta; Magnoliopsida; Brassicales; Brassicaceae. The record is from the annotation of a GenBank genome assembly.